Messenger RNA from Monomorium pharaonis (pharaoh ant), 4850 nucleotides. It is a transcript of the gene DNApol-alpha180, whose product is annotated as DNA polymerase alpha catalytic subunit. Gene Ontology annotation, biological process: leading strand elongation; lagging strand elongation; DNA replication. The record is from RefSeq and is a predicted model, not a curated record. The coding region runs from base 283 to 4668 and encodes 1461 amino acids. The transcript is spliced from 21 exons. Gene Ontology annotation, molecular function: chromatin binding; pyrimidine nucleotide binding; DNA-directed DNA polymerase activity. Gene Ontology annotation, cellular component: alpha DNA polymerase:primase complex. NCBI's taxonomy places the organism in Eukaryota, Metazoa, Arthropoda, Insecta, Hymenoptera, Formicidae.
GGAUAAACUGAUGCUGAUAGCGCUAAUAGCGUCUCCCCGAACGCACUCUAAAUGUGGAGAAUAUAUAACGAGCCUAGCAGUCUAGUAUAUUAUAGAAGUCUGUGAACGCACCCUAGGUUCAUGAAGACUAGAGGUAACCCCGACAAACCAAUUGUCGGUUUACCGGAAAUUUAUCUCCCGCCAAAACUUAUGGAAUUACACAAGGUUCACGAAACGAGGCAAAGCGAAGUACCCAUAUAAACGUGUUUACAAGUGUGAUUUGCAGUGAUUUGGAAAAGAGUAAUGGAUGAUGUGCAAGCAUCUACAUCUGGCAGGACUAAGCGCCAAAAAAUUGAUAAGACUGGCAGGUUCUCGGCUCUGGAAAGAUUGAAGGAAGCUCGAAGUGGCAAACGCAAAUAUGAGGUUGAAGAGAUAGCAAAUGUUUAUGAUGAAAUAGAUGAAAAAGAGUAUAGUGAGACUGUUUUACAACGUCAACGGGACGAUUGGAUAAUUGACGAUGGAGAAAGUGGUUACAUUGAAGAUGGAAGGGAAAUUUUUGAUGAUGAUUUGGAUGAAGAAAGCAUUCAGGAAGCGAGAAAACAGAGACAUAACAUGGCUGGUCCAAGAAAAAGAAGGAAGGAUGAGAGCAAGAAGAAAGGGGAUAUUCAAAGUCUGAUUAGGAAUAUGCCUUCUAAGAAAGAUACUAAUUCAGUUCAAAUCAAAGAUGAUGAUAUUUUAGGAGAACUGCUCAGUGAGAUUUCUACAGAUAAAAAGACAACAAAUAAUUUUAAAUUGGGAAGCACCAAGAAUAAAUUUUGUCACACAGUUUAUUCUAACAUUACACAAACAUAUCAGUCUUCAUCCGUAAAUCAAAAAGCAAUUGAUAAAGUGACAUCUGAAAAGCAAGAGGAGAAAAUUGUAUUGGAAUCUGAUAAUAUUGCACAAAGUGAAAGUCAGAUAAUUGAGGAUGAAGAUGAUACAGCAAUAUUUGAUGCGCCGCAAAAGAAGAGCAUAAAUAAACUAGUAGAAUCAAAAGUUGAAGAAUCAAAGCUGAUGAAUCAAAAUACAAGAAAGUCAAUGGAAUCUAAUAAUAUACAAACUGCAAGUCAGAUUAUUGAAGAUGAGAGCAGUCCUAUAAUGGAUCUUAGUGAAUGUGUUGGAGAUUUGUCCAGUAUAGAUUUUGAUGAUGGAAGCAUGGACGUUGAUUGUUUAUUGUCAACAACCACGAAACCUCAGAAAAAUGUAACAGAUAUACAGACUCCUGUUUGCAAAACUUCUGUCAAAAGUAUGAAAAUUGGUAAUGCCAUUGACUUGACAGAAAUAACACCUCAACUUAUCAAGACAAAAGAUGAGGAAGAGGUAUUUAGGUUUUACUAUUUGGAUGCAUAUGAAAAUCCUUACAAGAAUCCUGGAACUGUGUAUCUCUUUGGCAAAACCUACGUAUCGAGCCACGAUACGUACUGUUCGUGUUGCAUUAUGGUGCAUUGUAUACCGAGGAGAAUAUAUCUACUGCCUAGAAAAUAUAUAAAAAACACGGAACAAUUAACCACCAUGGAAGAUGUGUAUAAAGAGUUUGAUGAGUAUGCGAAUAAGAUGCGUAUAAUGGAGUUCAAUUGCAAAGAAGUAAAGAAGCAUUAUGCUUUUGAAAAGGAGGGUACACCGAAAACUUCAGACUACUUGGAAGUCAGAUAUAAUGCACGUUAUCCAGCAAUUGAGUCUGAUUACUCGGGUCGAGCGAUAGAACGUGUCUUUGGUACGACAGUGAACGCAUUAGAACUUUUGCUUAUAGAACAAAAGAUUAAAGGACCUUGCUGGUUAGACAUUAAGAAUAUAUCGCCCACUGCGGGACGAUUUUCUUGGUGUUCACAAAUAGUGGUUACUUCAGACAUGAACAAUAUAUCACUAUGUGCCGAAGAGAAAGCUAAACCUCCAAUGGUGAUAGCGACAUUAAAUGUGAGAAUGUCUUUAAAUGCAAAGUUACAGAAUGAAGUAGUGAUGGUUGCUGUGUUAAUUCAUCACAAAUACAAUGUCGAUAAGGAAUCGCCAAAACCACCUUACGAUCGUCAAUUUUGCUUUGUCACACGUCCACGAGAUAUCCCCUGGCCGCGGCAAAUUCGUGAUGCUUUUCUGAAAGUCCUGAGUACCGAAAUAAUAAAAUGCGAAACUGAAAGUGAAUUACUCGAAGAGUUGUUAACUUUAAUGCAGAAAGCAGAUCCUGAUUUAAUAAUAGGCUACGAUUGCGCAUUUCAGUUUGAUGUAUUGAUGCAAAGAAUGUUUGCAUUAAAAGUAUCCAACUGGAAUCGAAUGGGAAGAUUAAAAUCAACAACUCCUCCCUUACUUAGGGGUAAAAUUAUACUUAAUCAAGCUUUUGUCGGCCGUCCAAUUUGUGAUAUACAAGUUUCGGCGAAGGAAUUGAACUUAAAAGUCCGAAGUUACGACCUGCAAUCACUCUGCAGUGCAGUAUUAAAAACGAAGGAAUACGAAUGUAAAGAGAUCACGCCAGCAGAAACUUCAUUAUUUUUUAAUACAGCGGAUAAAUUGCUAAAUCUAAUGCAUAUGACAUUAAAAGAAACAAAACACAUUAUAACUAUAGUGAUGGAUCUCAAUGUUAUACCGCUCGCUCUUCAAAUUACUUGUUUAGCAGGUAAUAUUUUAUCGAGGACGCUGUUAGGUGGGAGAGCGGAAAGGAAUGAGUAUCUGUUGCUGCAUGCUUUUAAUCUGAAAGAUUACGUAACGCCGGAUAAAAAAUUUGAAAAGAAGGCACGGGAUAAUGAUGGUCCACGUAGAAAAGCUGCGGCGUACACUGGAGGUCUCGUACUUGAACCAAAGAAAGGUUUUUACGACAAACUGGUGCUGCUAAUGGACUUCAAUUCUCUGUAUCCGAGCAUUAUACAAGAGUACAAUUUGUGUUUUACCACUGUAUCUGGUGCGGCAUAUGCUGACGUCGAGCAAUUGAGUAUUCCUGAGUCGGAUCUGGAGCCAGGUGUAAUCCCGACGGAAAUUCACAAAUUGGUCAAAAGCAGACAGCAGAUCAAACAACUCAUGAAAACGCCUAAUCUAACACUGGAACAGAAAAUGGAUUAUCAUAUCAGACAAAUGGCAUUGAAGCUCACAGCCAAUUCCAUGUACGGAUGUUUGGGAGCGACGCAUUGUCGAUUUUAUGCCAAAGGCCUUGCCGCUCUAAUAACAGCCAAAGGUCGGGAGAUUCUGGAGGAUACGAAGCAUUUGGUUGAGAAACUGCAAUAUGAGGUAAUUUAUGGUGACACCGAUUCUCUGAUGAUAAACACCAACAUUUUAGAAUACGAUGAUGUUUUCUCGAUUGGCAGAAAGAUUAUGCGCGAAGUCAACAACCGAUACAAAAAAGUUGAAUUAGAUAUCGAUGGAGUAUUUCGAUAUUUAUUGCUUUUGCAAAAGAAGAAAUACGCUGCAGUUACGAUGUCGAAAUUGCCAAAUGGUCAAAUACAAUUGACACAAGAGCAUAAAGGUCUAGAUAUUGUGAGAAGAGAUUGGUGUCCAUUGGCCUGCGACACUGGAAAAAAAGUUUUGGACAUACUUCUUUGUGAUCAAUCAAGCGAAACACGUUUAGAACAAGUCGUGCAAAUUCUACAGAGCGUUGCGAAAAGUGUAAAGGAGGGAACUGCGCCACUGUCAUCAUUUGUUAUCACCAAACAAUUGUCGAAAAAUCCGGAUGCGUAUCCAGAUAAAAAGCAAUUGUCUCAUGUUAUGGUAGCACUCAGAUUAAACAAAGCGGGUGGUCGGAUGUGGAAAGCUGGUGAUACUCUGCCAUAUAUUAUAUGCGAGGAUGGAACUGAUGCGAGUGCAACGGAACGAGCGUAUCACGUUGACGAAGUAAAGAAUAGUGAAAAAUUAAAGGUGGACGUUAAUUAUUAUUUACUGAGUCAAAUAUUUCCUGUAGUGUUACGCAUUUGUGAGCCAAUCGAGGGUAUCGACGAUGUCUUUCUAGCUAAUAAUUUAGGUUUACAAUUUGUUUACAAACCUAAGACAAUAGCUUGUGAGGCAACCUUAAACUUACCACUGGCUAUCAAUGAUGACAGAUUUAUUAAUUGUCUUCCUUUGACAUUCAAAUGCAGAAAUGAGCGAUGUAAUACGGAAAUAGUAAUUAGAGAUACUGUUACGGAAUUUCAUUCUGGUCGGCACUUAUCACUUAGUAUGUGCCCCAAUCAGGACUGUAAGUUACUACCUUGGAAAUAUGCAAACAUUAUACAGAAUAUAAUUCAACUGGAGAUGAGAAAAGCAAUUACCAAGUACUACAGUGGCUGGUUAGAAUGUGAGAAUCCACUUUGUUCCCAUAGAACGAGACAUUUGCCAUUAGCUUUUGCGAAAAAAUUUCCAGAUUGUCCAAUGUGCAAAGACGGUUGCAUGAAUCGAGUUUAUUCUGGGACAGAUCUGUAUAAUCAAUUGUACUACUACUAUAAAAUGUUUGACAUUACUCAAUCAGCUUACAAACAUCUAUUAUCUCAAUGUCCACGAGAUAUGAUAGCCGCAUACAACACACUGAAAGAGGCAGUUGACAGACAAUUAAAACGAAACAAGUUCUCGUCUGUAAAUAUCACUGGAAUAUUCGGCCCUGUCGGUGCCAAUCCUGUGGGAAUAUACAUUAAUAGCGGUUCACGGGAGGAUUUUGAUGAAUUGGAAGAUAUGUCUGAUGAUACGGAUAAAGAAGUUUAAGAAGAAACAUAUAUCAACUAAGGGCAUGUUUGUAAUGCUAUUGAAUCAUUUUAUUCUUGUUGUUUAUCGAAUAUUGAACAAGGACAAAUAGUGCUCGUGAAGUAGAUUUUUAUCACUCUUGGUCAUAAGAAAUCGACUGGAGGGGAGGGGGGAAUACGACAAUUAAACUGUGAUUAAGAAAA